ACAGCUAAAUGUAUUAGUCUAUCAACCAGUAUGUCAUCAGAAGUUCUUGAUUCCCCGUCAAAAGGAAAAAAAAAACUGUUUUUGAAACCUGCAACUAAAGUUGUUUUCUUUCUGCAGUUAAGAAUUUUAAAGGAACUGAAAGAGCUGGCUGAAACUGAUACCGAACUUAUUGUAAAAGAACUUGACCUGUUAGCCAAGCAACUGGCUUGUGCCAUUGUACCUCGAAAUCAAUUUGAUGAUCUUAAACAGUGUCAGCUGGAACUUACUGCUGGGGUAGGAGGUACAGAAGCGAUGCUGUUCACUGGGGAACUUCUUUCUAUGUAUGAAAAAUUUGCAGAACAGUUAGGCCUUCAAUGGACUGUUUUACAGUACGACCCUGUCCAGCUUGGUGGCGUUAGGAGCGCUGUAAUUCUUCUUUCUGGAACCAGUGCGUAUCAGAAUUUUCGUUUUGAAGCGGGUAUUCAUCGUGUUCAGAGGAUUCCCUUGACCGAUAAGACACGGAUGCAUACUAGCACUGCAAGUAUAAUAGUACUUCCAGAGCCAGAAGAAUCUUAUGUCUCUCCGAAAGAUGUUAAAAUGGAAACCAUGAGAGCUUCUGGUCCGGGUGGUCAGAACGUUAACAAACGUGCUACAGCUGUUCGUCUUACUCACAAGGAAACUGGAAUAGUCGUCCACUGUAUGGAUGAGCGCUUUCAACACGUGAAUAUUCAAAUCGCUUAUCGUCGUUUGGCAGCGAUACUUAUGCAGAGGCAACAAGACGCUUUAUAUGAGAAGGUUUCUUCAGCACGGAAACUUCAGAUGGGAUCUAGAGGACGAGCAGAAAAAGUUAGAACGUACAACUUCAAAGAAGACAGGAUAGUCGACCACCGGUUACGCAUGACCGUUCAUGGGAUCGACAGCUUCAUGAAUGCAGGGCCAAAUUUCACGGCGUUCAGCAAUGCGCUCCAAGAGCUUUACCUUCUAGAACAGAUGGAAGGUGUGUUAGACGGGAAUGUUUCCACUUAG
Messenger RNA from Enterobius vermicularis (human pinworm), 1005 nucleotides. Lineage: Eukaryota; Metazoa; Nematoda; Chromadorea; Rhabditida; Oxyuridae. The record is from the annotation of a GenBank genome assembly.